Schistosoma haematobium is the source of this 3718-nucleotide messenger RNA. RefSeq lists its product as uncharacterized. NCBI's taxonomy places the organism in Eukaryota, Metazoa, Platyhelminthes, Trematoda, Strigeidida, Schistosomatidae. The transcript has a single exon. The record is from RefSeq and is a predicted model, not a curated record. The coding region runs from base 1805 to 2233 and encodes 142 amino acids.
GCAUUAUUAUAUUACCAGAUUGCAGAAUAGUGAUUGAUGGAAAUUUCAAAUCCUCAAUACUGCAAGAAGUCAACUGGUCAAGUAAUAGGGUUAAAUCGAUAAGCCAAGUAAAUCAAAAUUGUAACAUAUGUUGUUUUGGUUUUAUAUGAUUGAAGAUAACUAUUGUUGUGACGGGCGGUAUCCAAAAUCUGAUGUUGAUACACGGUGUGCUACGUGCUAACCUCCCUAACCGACUACUUAAGCAAGGACACAAGAGUCAGCGAGGAAGUGUACUAUACUUCUAAAUAAAAUGUACAAAUACUCUUAUAUAUACCACUCUAACAUUAAUAAAUCGAUCCAUUUCUUAGCCAAUGAAAUUCACUUGUCCCUUAGGUCACUUUUGAUUACCAUAGAUUGACCUAGGCCACUUCUUAUUGGCUCUCCAUAUCAUAUGUCACCUGAUGGCAAGUAAUUACAAAUCCCAAGUUCAACUAGAAAAACGGAAGUCGAUCUGUUUCAAAAUAAAACAAAUAAAAACCAUACCUUUGAAUGAAGAUGUAAUGGAAAUAACUUAUCAAAUGGUGAUGAAAAUUCCGUAAACACAUUGACCAUAACUAAAGAAUACUUAAUCAUAUUAGCUUUGGUCUGUAUGAACAAUUAUCGAUUUUGUUAUCAAGUUUUGAAUCUUUUCCCGAAGCGUUUAGAAUCUUAAGGUCGUGUUUGUAUAAUCCAACCAUCAAAAUAUAUAUUCUUCUUCCUACCUGUUUUUUACUUUAGAUAUAAGUGUUGAAGAUUCUGAGAAGAAUAAAAGUGGUUAUAAAUUCAAUAGCUAAAACUUACCAGAUGCAUAAAAAUGAUUUCUUAAAUAAUAAGACACAAAAACUAUAUCUUAUGUCAGUUUAGGUCUUUAUGGUCUGAUUUGAUGGACUGACAUGUUGCCUGUUUAAAAUGAUCUUAACAUAUGGUAAAUUAUAUAAUUUAUCAUAGGGCUAUAUGGGUCGACCUCAUUAAAAGGAUGUUUUGUUGAAGUGAAUACCAAAAAUAUGGCAUCAGAUCAAUUUGCGAAUCUCAUCGAAAACUGAUCUGAAGCAAAUACUGUAUACAUGUCAGAUAGAACUUUCAGCGGAUUCUAUAUGAAAGGUAUCUUCAGUGAGCUUUUGAAUUUGAGCAACAGGAAUAAUUUUAACUAGUUUAAUGGACACGUAUUUUAAACAUUUUCAAAAAGUUAAUUUUAACUUAAUUGUAUGUUCAUCAAUCAAUAUUAUUUGAAUCAAUACAACAUAGUUCAAUGAAUUUAUAAUCUGAAAAUCAAUGGAAUUGGUUUUUAAAUUUAAUUGUAUGUUUGUGUCAGUAUACGUUUAUGGUGGAACUAGGCAACCAGUAGUUAGUUAUAAAUGCUCAGAUGACAGUGAAUAAGGUCUUGCAUAUUUUCAUUACAUCACACAACACAAGUGAAAUGUUGAUUGGAUAGUUAUUAAAUUUUAAUAGUUGAAUUUAUGAGUCUAUGUAAGCUAGACCACCAUAGAAAACCUGGACGAAACGGCCGUCUAGUGUUUCCAGGAUUUCUAUGGUGGUCUAGCUUACAUCGACUCAUGAAUUCAACUAUUAAAAUCACUACAAUUUCAAUAAAUCCCAUUCUGAUAAAAAGUUAUUUAAUUAUCGCUUUCAUAAAGUCGAUUUUUCAUUACUCUGUCAACAAAAUAGAAAAUAUUUAAACCAUUUAUUGAAAGAUUUCGAUGAGAUAUAUCAGAUAUUUUUAUAUUAAUACUUUGUCUGAAACUUUAAAUGUUUCGAAAUAGUUUAUUAAACAUUUCAAGGUCACAACAUGGAAUAUUUUAAUUCAAACGCACUUUUGUAUCAUGUGAAUAAAUCACUAAAUAAAGAAACAAGAAAUUCAGUGGACCGAUGUGACUGCAGAACAUUUAUGAUUGAUAGUUGUCAUAUGCAUAAAUGUCAAAUAAAAUAUUUGUUCAAUUGUUUGGAUAGCUGUUCAGCUAAUACUGUUUUUUAUAGGUAUCACUUAUUUCGGUGUGGUUCAAUAUUAUUCUAUCAUUAUUAUGUAACUUUGUUAAUCUACAAAAUGUAUAAUGUUAACAUUGAAAGAAUUGCUCAUCAUUUCAUGAUAAACCAAUUCAUAGAAAUAAAUAUAAUGCUUUCAUUUGUUUUAUACUCCCGAAAUAAUACUUAUCUUCAAGGUGAGUUAACUACAUUGAAACUAAAGAUGAUUUUAAGUAACAACAUCAGACAUUCUUAAAUUCUUGCUAGUUUCAGCGAUAGUUGAACGUUAUUAAUGUGUAAACAUCGUUUUUGUUCACUACUAAAUUAUCAUUUAAAAAGUGAUAUUUAUAGUCAGACAUUUAUCAAUUACUUUAUUGUGAACAGUGAUAUGCAUUAGAUGUUUUGUAGUUUGAAAAUACAAUGACAUUAUAGAGAAAUAAUAAUGGAUUGUGAAAAGUAAUAAUGUUCUAUUGAAUUACGUGUAGAAUCUUUUCCAUAAUUAAAGGAUGUUGAGUGAAAGUGAAAUAACCUAUGUAAGAAGUUGGAGCAAGAAAUCCAAAAACUCAAUUUCAAAGAAAUAUCUUUAAUAUGAAUUUGGAAUCUCAAGAUUUUCUGAUGCAUUCAAAAAUCGGCUAAUGAUAGCUAUAAAACAUAACGUUCAAUGCAGCAAAGCUGAAAUUAACGUUUACUAGUAAGAAUUUAUUUUCGAUAUCCGUAAAAGAUAAGCUCCCUCAUCUGGUCGCCUCUAUGCUCAUCUACCUGUUCACAUGCUGUUAUGGAGCAAGGCACAUAGGCCAUAACCUUCGCUUGCUUUCAACUCAGGUACGAAAACAUAUCUCAGUGUGGUCCUACAAUAGUGAAAGAAAUAGCUAUAAGUUCUGUUCUCGAGUGUUUAAUCGAUUUUAAUCACUCCACCAAUCGACAGGUAAAGGAUAAGGUUAAUUAUACAAUUCAUCCAAAUCUAUCAAGAUUUCUUCUCAGCCAACUCCUUGAAACAGAAGAAGCUCUUGUCAUCCAUGAAAUGAAGCCAAAACUGUGUGUACAAAAGAAGUAUGUCUUAUGCUUGUGUUUAACAUGACCUUAAGUUACUAUUGUUUAUUUAUUUUAUUUCUAUUUCAUUGAUUUCAUCUUUGAAAAUAUCCCUCUCUUUAAUUAUUUCCUAUAUCCCAUGAUUUUAAUCAUAAUUGUUUCAGAUAUCACUUCAUUUUAUUCAACCACUCAACUGUUAUUAAUUAUUUGUGACAAAAAUAUUUUAAUUGUUUUGCUCUAUUUGCAUUAUAAUCCGUUUCUAACUUAUUAUUCCUACUAGGCUUUCUAUUUGCACACAGUUUUUUAUUGUUAUUGUUUACACUACAUAAUCUAGUAUUACUACUUUUCUAUUAAGUCAUCAUGUUUAUGGAUUGUUUAUAUUUCCUCACGGAACUAAUACCUAAAAUUUCAUACACAUAUGUAUGAUUAUACAACUUGGUAAUACGUUCGUUGAAAAGAAUCCAUUUCCUGAACUUUAUGUUUUUAAUCAAAAUACAAUUAUUUUUGAGGAUAAAGGAGCUAAUGCUAAGAAAUUUGCAGAUUUUUUAAGCUUAAAUAAAAUAGCUAUCUGACAACUUUAUAGUAGUUGGCAGUUUUUGAUAAAAUAAUGUGAUAUACUUUCAAAGCAAUUAGAGAUCUUACAGUUUUCCCUUGAUAAAUUGACUUAGUGUAUUGAGAAGGGGAAUACUGAAACAUCGUGAAUUAGCCUCAA